Molecule: messenger RNA, 6819 nt
Organism: Cloeon dipterum
Lineage: Eukaryota; Metazoa; Arthropoda; Insecta; Ephemeroptera; Baetidae
Gene: hob
Product: hobbit
Exons: 26
Coding region: 162-6749 (2195 amino acids)
Source: RefSeq, a predicted model, not a curated record
UGGCUGUCCCAGCUGGAAAAACGCCGCAAUCUUGCGCAGAUAACAAAACAAAAAGGCCUGUCAAACGAAUUCGGGGGGAUUUUUCUCGCCAUGUAGCCAAAGAUUCGGCACUGCUACCCCGAAUUCUCGGCAGAAAUGUCAAAAGGGUGAUCUAGCGCACAAUGGCGACGUUCGGCUCACUGCUGCUCGCGGUUUUCGUCGUCUUCCUGAUCACGUCAUGGAUCGUGCCGUGGCUGCUGGCAUGGUUCUUCAAAAUCAGGCUCAACCUGAACGUGAGCAUCGGCAGGAUCGGGCUCGGCUGGCCCUACCUGAUCCUGAAGGAGGUGCACAUCACCAGGAGCGGCUUCUCCAUCCAAAUCGAGGAGGUGGCCCUGAGGAGCAGCUUCCUCAGCAGCCAGGUGAGCAAACUGCUGCUGGUCAUCAUCAAGGACGUCCGCAUCAAGAAGGAUAUCGGACAAAGCCCCGAGGAGGGCGCCUUCGACCCUACGCCCUCCAGAAUCAACGUCAAAGACCUCAAGGUUCCGCCGGUUCUCAUCAGCCUCACCCAGUUUCUGGCUGUCCACGUUCACCGCGUGACCGUGAUGCUGCUGCGGUCGGUGUCCCCUGAGUGCCUGGUGCACGCGGCGGCCGACGAGCUCUACGUGGACGGCAGCGUGGUCCACGGCGCCCGCCUCCUGGCCAGCGUCCGCUGCACCAGCGCCUCGGCGAAAAUCCUCAAGCACCAGCAGCACGGACAAGCCCACGAAGACGUCCACGUCGUGCUCGGCGAGGUCGCCUUCGGGCUUGCCCUGGAGGCGACGCUCCUCGCCCAGGGACCGCUCUCCGUAGAGAAACUUGCCGUUGAGGUAGAAAAGCCGCAGGCUGUGAUAAACGACGGCUUCUUCGAGCUGGUGCAGGCGCAGCGGCUGUCCUCCUCGGCGGCCAGGAAGGUGGACAAGCCCAUGUGGGUCGAUGACAACACCAGCUGGCAGAUCGCCUCCAAAAUCUUGCCUAAGAAUUUCAGUCUGAAAGUGGACUGCACCACCCUGACGGGCAUGAGGGACCACUCGAGGCCCGAGUUCUGCGCCGUCCUCCAGAGUUUCGCCGUCAAAUCAUCAUUUUCCUCCGUGCCUUUUGACAUGUUGAUGAACGUGGAGGUGGAGGAGGUGAAGGUGCGUUGCAGCCAGGUGACGCUGUUGCGCCUGAAGAAGCUCCGAGUCGACGGAAAGGUUCUGAACGACACGCCGAUGGUGGACGUGCUGCUGGACACGCUGUCCGUCACCUACACGCACAGGGACAUCUUCAUGUGGGCCUCGACCAACUUCAGCCUGCCCAGCGGCGCGCAACUCACCAGACAGGUCUCCAGCCGCGCCUCCAAGAAGCCCACGCCGAGAUGGCUGCUGGAGCUGCUGUCUCGGCUGCAAGCGAACGUCGAGUUGUGGAACAUCGCCGUCUCUCUCCAGCUGACCGACAACCACAAUGCUGGAAUGGGAUGCAACCACGCCAAACUCGCGUUCGUCUCCGUCCUCGACGAUUUCGAAGAAGAGGUGCCGCUGAUGCAGGCGUGGACGGGCGAACUGCUGGUGGAGGCGCUGUGGUGGCGGCUCGGCGUGCCGGUGCUCGACUCGCCGGACCCGCAGGCCAAGCUGCAGCACAUCUGGGGCACGCCUGCCUACCUCGGCGUCCUGCUGCUCGAGGCCAAGAAGCCGAACACGCUCAAGGGCGUCAUGGAAUGCGUCCGCUUCGAGUGGUCCGACGAGCUGGCCAAGUUCGUCCAACAGGCGGCAAAGUGUCUCUUGGAGUUCCGAGCCUUGGUUCCGGUUCGAGCGGCGGCGGCGCGACACUCGGUGGUAUCGCUGCCGACGGGAGAGUCGUCCCUGGAGGAAAUCUCGGUGGGCGUGACGGUGAGCAACGUGAACAUCUUCCUGGUGGUCAACGACGGCCGCAAGGCGGACAAGGCGGUGAUGCUGCGGCUCGACUCGAGCCGCGUCGACCGCGCGCGCGGCAAACUCGGCGUCAGCAUCGACGGCGCCCGCCUCCUCACCAUGGACACCGGCCUCUACUACAACUGCGUCAGGGCCGACGAGCUCAAGCAGCCGUGGGCCCUGCUCAGGGGGGCCAAACUCACCGUCAAAGGACCUGAGGUGACCGUGCAGUCGAGCGAUCAAAUCUCGAUGGAGUGGAGCACAGAGCUGCACCUGCAGCUUUUGGGACUCUUUGAGGACAUUCGGGCUUUCGUGCGGGGCCUUGUCCCAGUUUUAACCGAGUCAGAGGUAGCCUCUGGGGUUUCCACUGGUCCUCAGAAGAGGGUGGUGGUGAGGCUGAAGGGAGAGGUGGCCCUCGGAAUUCGCAUCUCGAGCAGGCACGACCUGCGGCUCUGCUUCGACGACCUGGCCGCCUCGGUGGCCGGCUCGGAGGUCGCGGCCAACGCGAGCCGCGCGCGCAUUGCCGUCGACGGUGCCGACACCUUCUUCAUCGACUCGCUCAUCGUCGCCACGCUUCAGGACAGCGAGGAAAUCCGCGCAGAGCGUCGCAGCCUGGAAAGUUUCGUGCUGGCGUGGAACCGGACGUGGAGCGUGUCGAUGCGGACGCUGCUGGUGCGCUUCCCGUACGAGCACAACUUCGCGGACGCCGUCCAGAACGAGUUCGUCAGUCUGUUCAAGUGGCUGAAGGUGGUGCACAAGUAUGAGCGGCGGCCGUUCAACGCCGCCAGUCCCUUGCCACCCGACCUGCUGGUGCGAGUGCACGAGUUCGCCUUCGAGAUGAGCGACGACCCCUUCGAGGUCCGCCUCAGGGACAACUACGAGCUGCUAGAAGACGAGUACCGAGAGGCUGAAACCAGGAAAAAAAUGCUCGCGGCUAAAGUCGAGGAGCUGCAGAAGAACAUCCUGCACUUCCCGAGCGGCAAGGUGGAGGAGCUGUACAAGGGCCUGAACAAGAAAAACGCCGAGAUCUACAUCCAGCGGUCCAAACAGAUCAGUCAGAGUGGUCCGCCGCGGACGCGUCUCUUCGCGUGGACAAUGCAGGAGCUGGAGGUGCUGGCGCUGGCCGACCCCUCUGUCCACGGCACGGACCGCGUCUUGCACGUCAUGGCCGAGAUCGACCGCGACAGUCCGUGGCCGGUAGGCGGGCUCGGCUUCACCACCCUCUGGUGCCGCGCCAUCCGCCUCAACUGCAAGGAGUGGAAGUUCCUGCUGCGCGACUUUCCGCAGCCGCUGCUCCACAUCCGCAGCAUGCUUGUCUGGGGAAGACUCGUCGGCGCUGAGCAGGAGGCGCCCAAAAGGGCAAGACGCACCUGUCAGGUUGAGCUCGCACCUGGAUGGCCCAGCGAGACCAUCGAGCGAGGGAUGGCAUCUCUGAAGUUCUACCACGACCUGAGCUGCGACACGGAGCACUUCAGCUACGCAUUUGGGCCUUGCUGGGAGCCGGUGAUCGCGCAGUGCAACCUGAGUUUUGAGCGGAUCGUCAGCCCCUCCCGCGACCCGAGUCCUCCGCUCCCCUUCUGGGACAAAAUGCGGCUGCUGUACCACGGCCGGCUGACCAUGUCCAUGCAGACGAUGACGGUUCUGCUGCACGCCUCCCUGGACCCUUACAACACGACGGAGGAGAUGGAGCUGACCUGGAGCGAGGUGGUCAUGGACUGGACCAACGCCAAGUUCGUCUUCAAGGGCGACCUCAACAUUUACGUGAAGACGGCCUCCAAGUACGACGACUGCCGCCUGCUGCACCUGCCCAACCUCAAGCUCACCCUGAAGCUCAACUGGGUGUGUCUCGGCGACCCCAACGACCACCACUCCGUCCUCCCCUGCGCCCCUGAUAAGCUCCCUGAGUACUCGAGCAACCAGGAGCACGACUCCUUCAGGGCUUUCAGGUCGCAACACGUGAACUUGAGCAUUGCUGUGGAAACCAAGCCUGCGAGCAACUCUGGAGGUCCAAGUGGGAACUUUGACUUCCCCAUUGCCCUGCUCUACGGCAGCACCCUGCGCUGGUUUGAAUCGCUCAAGCUGAUUUUGUCGGGAGUCACGCGGCCGACGCGUCGCGGCAAACUUUUCAAAAACGUUCGGCCGCGAAAGCUGCAGCUCAGCAGACACUACCGCAAAAUACACCUCCUUCUCGGACUACACCAGUUCCAGGUCUGCUACUGGAUGUCAUUUGCGAAGCAACGCGGCUUCGAGCUUCUUGGCGGUCGAAUUUCCUGCUCGUCCGAGCACAUCCUGAACCUUGUACCUGUGGAUGACGGGUUGGUGCACCGGCCACGCGCCGAGUGGUCCAUCGGAUACAUGAACUGCGAGCUGAACGACGCCGAGAUCUGGCUGCAGUCCGCAUUGGAGGAGGAAAAGGAGCAGGUGUCGCUGCGGCAGCCAGUCGAAAAGUGUUACUUCCUGUCCCUGGCGAAGGUUUCCUACGGCCGCGAGACCACCCUGGAGAAGGACCCGCAUCACAGGCUCGUGGUUUACGACCUGAAGGGCGCCUGGACCAAGAGCAACCGGGACGUCGCCUUCGCCCUGUUCGACUCCUUCGUCAAAAGCCAGCAAUUGAAGAAAAACCUGUCAACGGACGCCCUCAAAGUGUUUAAGAAUGAAACAGCAAACACGCCAAUGAAAAAUAGGCCACGGCCGAAUGACAAUCUAAGCGUCAGCACGCCAACCAAUCCCACCCUUCAGCAAGCAACCGCUACUCCUUCGCCGAUGACGAAGCUGCAGUCCGGCCACGCGGCCACCAUGCUGCAACAACUGAUCGCCGAAGUCGACAACAAAAAUGUCGUCUACAGCGACGACCUGUCCACGCAGAAUAAGGAGCAGAUCCUCCAGGGCCUCGUUUCCUGCAGCGAGCACGACGUUUUCUACGAAAACUGGCACAUCGUGUUGGUGAACAGCCAGGUGCUGCUGAAGGGCUGCGAGACGAAAGGCUACGUGAUCAUGAGCGCCGCAAAGGCACAAAUCCUGCAGCGGAUCCACCGGCCCGUGUGGAAGCAGCACACGCUCGUCUCGAAGACAACCUGGGUCGGCUCCCUCGAGUGCAUGCAGUAUUACGCCACGGUCAUCGCCGGAGACACCCCGGACGAGAACAUCAUGUGGCUGACGAUUGACAACAUUGAGGAGAAGGAAAAAGACUCUGCAGUGAUCGAAAAGCCGGCUGACGUGCCCGACAUAGUCGGAAGCGGCCACUCAGUCGGAGGAAUCGUCAGCGAGACCGUCGGCGUCGGCACCGAGACGGAAAACUCGCCCAUUCAGCUCCAGCGAAUCGUGUCGCGGUGCAAAUGCGAAUUUUUCUACGCGUGCUACGGCGACAACAGUUUGGACCCGAGCUCGAUCGACCAGGUUCCGCCGCCGCCCAGCGACGAGGGCCUCGGGCCGUGGGAGCAGCGCGAGCAGGGCGUCGACGCCUUCACCCUGAUGCACCACGACCUCGACGUCUGCACAAACUCGUUGCAGUACGCCAUGAUUCUGGACAUUGUGAACAAUUUGCUGCUGCACGUCGAGCCGAGCAGAAAGGAGGCCGCCGAGAGAAUGCAGCGGAUGCGCUUCCAGCUGCAGUUGCACAGCUAUGAAGACCAAAGAAAGCCCAUCCAGCAGCUGCAGAACCAAGUCAGGUCAUUGGUGUCGAAGCUGCGGCGUCUGGAGAAAAAGACGCACCAAAUUCAAAGCAAGCUGUGCGAGGAGUCGAGCAGUUUGGAGCUGCUGGCCGAGGAGGAGAGUCUCGAGAAACAGGUUUACGAGUGCAAGGAGAUGCUGGGCGCUCAGAGCGAGGAGUUGCACGUGAUGAUCUCGUGUUUCAAAGAGACGCAGAUCACCGCGAACCAGAAACUGGCGACGAUGCGCGGCGACAAGUCCGUGGCCACGAUCCGCGCCAACGAAAUCUGCUUCAAGUACGCCAAGUGGCGCCUCACGGAGGCCGACGGCCAGCUCGGAAUCGCCGAUCUCAUCCUCAGCAAUUUCCUGUACACGAAGAACUCGAGAAGCGACGAUUCGGUGGAGCACCUGUUGGAGCUGGGAUACGUCAGGAUGACCAACCUCCUGCCAAAUCAGGUCUACACCGAGGUCCUUCUGCCCACUGAAAUCCAAAGCAACAUGCCCGUCGACCAUAAGAGAGCCGUCAGGGUAUUCUGCAGGGAAAAGGCGCCGGUUGGCGGAAUUUCUGUCAAGGAGCAUUUUGAAAUCAACGUAGUCCCGCUAACCAUAGGUCUAACCAAGAACUUCUACAACACAAUGCUGAAGUUCUGCUUCCCUGAGCGCGACCCGAACACCAUCGACGACGACGAGCUGGAGACGGACACGAAGGGUGGUUUGCGAAGGGGUGGCAGCAAGGGUAGCAAAGGAAGCAAGGGGAAGGAGGCGAGCUUCUACGUCAAGAUCCAGCGCAAGGACGACGUGGAGAAGAUGAAGGAGCGCGCCGAGAAGAACAAGCUGUUCAUUUACAUCAAAAUCCCGGAGGUGCCGGUCAGGGUCAGUUACAAAGGGUCCAAGGAGAAGAACAUCGAGGACAUCAGAGACUUCAGCCUCACCAUCCCGACGCUCGAAUAUCACAACGUCACCUGGACCUGGCUUGACCUGCUGCUCGCCAUGAAAAACGACAGUCGCAGGGUCAUCCUUUCUCAGGCCAUAAAGCAAAAGCUGCAGAUUAAAAUGACAAGGACAGCCGUGGAGGAGCGGGCGUCGCCGCAGGAGGAGGACAAGGCCAGGAUGCUCUUUGGUCCCAGGUCCAUGCCUGUCGGGGAAAGCAGCAAGACUGGCAGUUUGAAGAAGAGCAUCUUCAAAACCGGAAAGUGAUUUUUUUUUAAUCUUGUUCUUGUUGAUUGAUGUAUUUUUAAAAAUAUAAACAAAGUUAUUUAAUAUUUCA